AUGGCGACGAACUGGGACUGGUGGGCCUGCACCCAACAGGGCGAUUUCUGGCAUUCCAUCCGCGAGACGGCUCGUUUCAUGAUGUACGAGGAGACCAGCCCGGUUCGCACCUCGUUGAGCCGUCUGGCUGGCUUGCUCCCGGUGUGGCAGUCUCGAGAAAGCGGGCUUUCCAACGACGCUUUGAUUGAAGCGGGGCAGCCCUGUCCUGCAGGUGAGAUUUUCUUCAUGCUGCUGGACAUCAUUGUUGUCAACACGGGGAUGAUCCGGGAGAGCAUGAAGCCAGACGAUAACAUCAUCGAUACCAGCUCCUUGCUGAAGACGCUGGGAGUCUUGCAGGUUCGGAUACCCUCCUUUGAGGCCGUGCUGAGUUCAGGGUGGCCAUUAUUCGGCUUGCUGGUGAUCCUACAAGAGGGCCUCUUUCAAUUGGGCCGUCUAGCUGCCCAGCAGUCGGUCCAGAUGCUGCGGCAUUGGGGCACCAUGGCGAAGGUCUGUGAGGAGGCGCUUCCUUUGCAUGCCGCGCUGAACGCAUGGCUGUACACCGAUGUCCCGGGCGGCGACCUGUUGUCACUCGGGCGGCACCGACGAGGGCGGCCCCAGAGCUGCAGAUCGGUUGGGAGGCCCCUGCUGCCGCCCGGUACACGGGCGAUGGCCCUGCGUGGCUGGCGGCGCUGGGCCUCGGAGCAACUGUGCCACGAGGAUCCAGGAGCUGCGGCUGCAGCGCGCCUGGUUGGCAGCGGUCUUUUACCUGAGCAGAACGCCACAGGCUGGCAGGAGGCAUCCCGGAAGCUUGCUCGCUCGCUGGAUGACGUGCUCCUGUCCAUCUCGUGGCACCGGCUCCUCUUUUCAGGCUGGCCCCUGCUUGCAGUACUGCAUCGUCUUCAAGAAGCAUAUGUGCGAGAGGCAGUUUGUCGCGAGGUCGAGAGGUAUGCCUAUGCGAUCCCCAGCCUCGCUGAGCCCGAGAGCGUGUGGGUCUGCGUGCGCCGGACGGCGGAUGUGGUCGACGAGCGCUGGCGCAUGAAGGGUUCCUUCCCAGACUGUGGACAUAUCGUCCGCGCGAUGCGCGAGCUGCGCUCGCAGUUGCCACUGGGCGUCGGUUUCAGUGCGAAUCUGGGCGGCUGCACCCUGAUGAUGGGUAAAGAUGGUCACCAAGUCUUGGCCAUCGAGGUGGUGCCGAUCUUGGCGAAGCUGCUGGAAGCCUCUGUGCGACGCAACGGUCUCAAAUCUGUGGAGGUCUUGCAGGUGGCGGUCGCCGCCGCGGACGGCCUGCGCGGCGCGCUGCACUGCUCGGAGGGGCACAGCGCGAUCUGCCGCGUGCGCGAGAUCGAGCCGCUCGGAGCGGCGGAGCGGAUGAGCGAGUUCGGUGGGGAGACGGAACGAAGGUGGAAGGUUGAAGAGCCAAGACGUUGGACGCCGGUUGCACAUCUGAACCGAAUUGCUGUAGACUUGGGGUUCAGCGGACGACCCACUUCUGCGGAGGAACCUUCAAUGUCGUUGGACACGAUCCUGGCGGCGCGGAGCUUGGCUCCCUGCGCGGUCAAGAUCGAUGUCGAGGGCAGCGAGCUGGAAGUGUUGAAAGGCGCUCAGCAGACCUUGCAGUUCCAUCCAAACCUCUUUCUGGAGCUCCACCCUUACGAGCUUCGCGAGCGUGGCAGCUCCAGCUCUGAGAUCUUCGAUCUCCUGAUCGCGAACGGCUACGACAUGUUUGAGAGCCCAAGCUGCCAAGACGCUCCUUUGGAUGGACGGGAUCUUUGGCGAGGGAACGGCACCUACUUCAAUGUUCACUGGGCCAAUGCAGAGCCCCUGCCGCGGACUCGCCUACCAGUGAUUCCAGAUCACUGUGCGUGUGUGUCUUGGCAUGUGAUGAGAGGACAUGAACAUGGAGGGACAGACUGA
Molecule: messenger RNA, 1893 nt
Organism: Durusdinium trenchii
Lineage: Eukaryota; Dinophyceae; Suessiales; Symbiodiniaceae
Source: the annotation of a GenBank genome assembly